Molecule: messenger RNA, 840 nt
Organism: Fusarium poae
Lineage: Eukaryota; Fungi; Ascomycota; Sordariomycetes; Hypocreales; Nectriaceae
Exons: 2
Coding region: 1-840 (279 amino acids)
Molecular function (GO): protein binding
Source: RefSeq, a predicted model, not a curated record
AUGUCGGAAGGAGUCAGGGCCAUGAACAAGCUUGAGGCUUUAGUGAGAAAAGUGGGAGGGCGACAACUGACAGAAUUGGUUCGAGAUGCGCGUCGUUUUAUUCUUUCUCACAAGCGGGCGAUCGAAAUUGCUCCAUUGCAGGCUUAUGCGUCCGCACUCGUGUUCAGUCCUGAACACAGUCUCACCAGAGAGCUCUUUAAGAAGGAGGAGCCGGAUUGGAUGGUGUCGAAGCCAAGAAUGGAGGCAGCUUGGAACGCUUGCCUGCAGACCCUCGAGGGCCAUGGCGAUUCGGUGACGUCGGUGGUGUUCUCAGCAGAUGGCCAGCGUCUUGCAUCUGGCUCAUAUGAUGAGACAGUCAAGAUCUGGGACGCAGCCACGGGCGUAUGCGAGCAGACGCUCGAGGGCCAUGGCGAUUGGGUGUGGUCGGUGGUGUUCUCGGCAGAUGGCCAGCGUCUUGCAUCUGGCUCAGAUGAUAAGACAGUCAAGAUCUGGGACGCGGCCACGGGCGCAUGCGAUCAAACGCUUAACGUUGGGAGACUAUUAUAUCACCUUUCAUUUGAUCCAACGUCAAAUGCUCUCCUCUCUACCGAUAUUGGACUUCUAAAUCUGGAUCGCCCGGCUCUGCCGCCUGUCAUAAAUGAUCGGUCGACUGAGAUAACAUUACCGCGUGUUAGCCAUUCUGGAUGGGGUAUAAGCGCGGAUGGCGAAUGGAUUGUUGAAGAUGGAAAGAAGAUGCUUUGGCUGCCUCCGGACUAUCGAGGGGGCAGGCCCGCUAUUGAUAGAUCAACUGUCGCUAUCGGCUGUCGAUCAGGUCGUGUGCUAGUGAUGAAGUUCUCUUAA